GACUUCCUGUGUACCCGUUGAAGGCAGCUGCCCCCUAAUGAUUCCAGGCGAGGCCUAGUUCAGCUCGAACGAACCUAUUGGUGGACUUGUUUCACCAGUCGGUUUGCUAUUGGUGUAUGGAACUGUCAAUCACAAUUCCCUCCUACCUUACAAGCUAGGAUAACAAGCAGAAAUAUGUUUACUACUAAAAGGAAGCGGUGAUGUUUCGGAGGCAAGCGAUACUUCCGAGAACCGAUUGUCUUGAGACAAACAAUUAGGUAAUGUUAGCACUUUAUUGAAUUUACCCAUGUCGCUGUUGAGCAGAAUAUAGUUUAACGUUUUGAAUGAAUAGACCUCGUUAUCAUUCAGGACCAUAUGUUGAGAAAACCGAGCGGAGAAAAGAAAAAAGAAACCACCCGGACCCGGAGGACGAAGCUCUAGCUAAUAGUACGUUACCUCACAGCUGUGGUGCCAGGAGUGAUAUACACACUCAAAGUGACAAAGCCAACGAACAGGACACAGAGCAGAGGAUAAUCUGUCAGAGGCUAACCGUGUCAAUCUCUUGGCGUCGAGAAGAAGAUAAUUGAGUUGCCUUGGUGCGACAAUUACACCCAACUACAGCGACGUUGGCCAACACUGUCUCCUGAAAACGGGAAGGAAAACAAAACGAGCGUCCACCGCCUUCAAGCGUUUUGAGGAUGAACCACUUGUCCCUCAGCGAGCUAUGUUGCCUGUUCUGCUGUCCACCGUGCCCCAGCAAGAUUGCCUCUAAACUGGCCUUCCUGCCUCCAGAGCCCACCUACAGCCUCAUGUCUGAUGACAGUGGCAGCCGUUGGACGCUGCACCUCUCCGAGCGCGCUGACUGGCAGUACUCGACCCGUGAGAAGGACGCCAUUGAGUGUUUCAUGACUCGCACAACAAGAGGGAACCGCAUUGCCUGUAUGUUUGUCCGCUGCUCACCAAGUGCUCGAUAUACUCUAUUAUUCUCCCAUGGAAACGCAGUGGACUUGGGCCAGAUGAGCAGCUUCUACAUUGGCCUGGGUUCACGGAUCAACUGCAACGUCUUCUCCUACGACUACUCGGGUUACGGGGCGAGUUCUGGAAAACCCUCUGAGAAGAAUCUGUACGCUGAUGUAGAUGCUGCCUGGCAGGCACUCCGGUCACGGUAUGGCAUCCGUCCAGAGAACGUGAUCGUGUACGGCCAGAGCAUCGGCACCGUGCCCUCUGUGGACCUGGCUUCUCGCUAUGAGAGUGCUGCAGUCAUCCUCCACUCCCCGCUCACCUCUGGCAUGAGAGUGGCCUUCCCCGACACCAAGAAGACCUACUGCUUUGACGCCUUUCCAAACAUCGACAAGAUUUCGAAGGUAACGUCACCAGUACUCGUGAUCCACGGUACGGAGGACGAGGUCAUCGACUUCUCCCACGGCCUGGCUCUGUAUGAACGCUGUCAGCGCCCCGUGGAGCCACUCUGGGUAGAGGGGGCUGGACACAAUGACGUAGAGCUCUAUGGACAAUACCUGGAGAGGCUCAAACAGUUUGUUGCACAUGAGCUGGUCAACUUGUAGAGGGGAGAAGAAAAGAAGGGGGUUGGGUGAUGGAGAAGGGGUACAACAUUUCCUCUCUUUUUUUGUUUGUUCUUCUUUUCUUAAAGUGAUGCAAGUAAAAGUUUUUUGUCUGUGCAGUACUGAAGUUUUGAUGGCAGUCUCUUCAUCGAGACCCUCUUCCCCUUGGAGCUCCAGUUUGCCUGUCGGUACCGUCAACUACACAUGCUGCAGCUGUGAACUUACACGUACCCACCAUUUAGUUUUGCUUUUAGAUACAUUUUUUUUUUGUAUUCUGUUGAAAAUUGCACAUUGAGAACGUGCGUGAAUGAAAGACGUAGACUUAUGCACAUACAAUAUACCAUAUGUGUACGCAGUAUGUGAGAGUGUGUAUGUGUUACAUGUUUGCUGCCUUUUGAGAAGGACGUGGUCCACUUUUUUUGAAGCAGAGGUUCUUGAGGCUUUCAAGGUUCUGAAUAACAGCCUUGCUGCAAACUGGACUUGAUCAGAAGUGGACCAGACUCUCUCUAAUCCAAUCCUAACUCCAUUUGAGGUCAGGUUCAGUCUUGCACUCUGCAGUCACCAUGAAUUUCUUUUUUUUGAUUACUUUAUUAUUUUUAUAUUAUACAUGGUAUUUUGCACGUAUCAGCUGUCACUGGAGAACUGUACAAGACAAACUGAUACUAUCUAGCUGGGCCAGUGGUGCCAAAUACUUAGUAUCUCAUAUAGAGAGUUGGUCCGACAAAGAACUUUGUACAAAAUACAUUAAGAAUCAGCUCUGUAAGCACUAUUCAGUCUCUACUUCUCCAUUUAGUCUUAAACAAAGUACAGUUUCAUGCAAUUCUACAGUCAAGAAUAUGACUCAAGAUGGAGCUCAGUCUGCAGCUCAUGUCGUUCGUAUUGACCAAUAAAGUGUGGUUUACUUCCUCACAAGUAUCACUACGCUGUCGUCGAUGAGCUGGAUGUUGUCAGAACAACGGAAAAUAAAUGGGUAGUUUUAAUGGACAAAAUAUCUGACACCAUUUGGAAAUGACAAAAUAUUCGCCUUGAUAAAGGAACUAUUAUGAAAACCAGUUUUGUCUGUCCGUAAGUUAUACAAUGUAUGCAGUUAUUACAGAUCUUGUGUACCCAUAUCAGAUCUUUCUAGAACUUGUUUUGAUAACAACUAUGUUGACUACUGUGACAGCAGCUAAAAGUCUGUGCUCUGAUCAAGACUUAAACCACUAAUGCCAAUCGAGACUGAAUGGUGAACGUAUCAACACAGCUGGUGUUGAUUCCUUUUCAAUUCAGGAAGUUGUUUAACAUGAAAAUGUUGUGUUUCAAGUUAUUGAGACGCAUUUAUAUAAUUUGAGCUUAAAAUGAAUGGAGAAAAGCUUACAUCGGCACAAGUGGCUCAGCAUUUAAGCCCUCCAGAAUGACGAUCUUUUGUUUUUGUCUUAACUUUAUCUUGUCUGCAUGGUAUUUCUGGAUCCAUUGCUCUCUGUUAAUUUGAACCAGCUGAUGACUCAUUGAGGCCCUGAAAAGCAGAUGUUAAAAUACUACUUCAUGCAUGAAUUGUUUAGUUUUCUGUCGUUUUGGAUUUUUAUAACAAACUUAGAAUUGCAUUAUAAAUCUCAAUGACUCAUUUUUAUUAUUGGUGUUUUUGAUGCCUGUGUUCACAAAAGGGGUCAAAUACUGGUAAGAGACAAUUAACCAAUAUGUAAAUGGGUGCUACUGUAAACCUUCAGGUCUGAUUACUUUCAGGUUGAGAGGAAGUUUGAUGUUUGUCGAUUGACCAAGAUCCAGAUGAGGACUGGUAACUGUUGUUUGUUAUGAAAACUACUUCUUUUCACAACUCAUUUGUCCCAUAAACAAGAUUAUGCUUUCUUUUAUUUUCACUUUGUAAAUAAUAUUUGGCCUGGACAUGUCAUUCUUCUAUCUUUCGCAAGCUUUUGUCAGUUGUCCUCAUUUUACUUCUCUAACUCUUGAUAUGACAACUGUUUGACCACGGUAGGCCAUAAUUUUUGCUCUCGGAGGAUCUUUGUACUAGUCACUUUGACUAAUGUCAUCUCUGAUUUGAUUAGAUUCAUUUUGUAUAUCAUAUUUCAAUACAGAAGGAACUUAUAUGUUAUAACAAUGUUAAUAAAGUAAUUCUAACAUGGAUAGAGCAAAUAAAAUGGUAUUUACGAAGCAA
Molecule: messenger RNA, 3693 nt
Organism: Cyclopterus lumpus (lumpfish)
Lineage: Eukaryota; Metazoa; Chordata; Actinopteri; Perciformes; Cyclopteridae
Gene: abhd17b
Product: abhydrolase domain containing 17B, depalmitoylase
Exons: 4
Coding region: 678-1544 (288 amino acids)
Biological process (GO): protein depalmitoylation
Cellular component (GO): endosome membrane; plasma membrane
Molecular function (GO): palmitoyl-(protein) hydrolase activity
Source: RefSeq, a predicted model, not a curated record